Messenger RNA from Aspergillus udagawae, 615 nucleotides. Its product is annotated as CFEM domain-containing protein. The transcript has 3 exons. NCBI's taxonomy places the organism in Eukaryota, Fungi, Ascomycota, Eurotiomycetes, Eurotiales, Aspergillaceae. Bases 1 to 615 code for a protein of 204 amino acids. The record is from RefSeq and is a predicted model, not a curated record.
AUGCACUUCUCUCGUGCUUCCAUCGCCCUUCUAGCUGCUGGCCUUGUCGGUGCGCAACUACCGGAUAUCCCAGGCUGUUCUCUGAGCUGCUUCGUCUCUGCCCUCUCCGCUGAUGGGUGCUCAUCCUUAACCGAUUUUGCGUGCCACUGUCAGAAGCCUGAACUUGUUUCGAAUAUCACGCCUUGUGUGCAGAGCUCCUGCAACGUUGCCGAUCAGUCUUCUGUCUCCAGUGCCGUCGUUUCCCAGUGCUCUGCCGCCGGUCAUCCAAUAUCUGUGCCCCCUGUCGGCGCUGCCAGCACCACAGCUUCGGAGACAACCACUACUACGGAGUCGUCGACCCAGACUGAGACCACCACUAACACCUCAUCCACUGGCUCUUCUAUCUCCUCGUCGGCAGUCUCUUCAACCCCCUCGUCCUCCUCGGCCUCGAGCUCACACCAUCAAUCCUCUAGCUCUGCCUCGGCCACUCGCACCGUGACGAGCUCAGGAUCAAGCUCUGCAUCUACCAGCGCCAGUGCUUCUGCAACUACCACCCUGUCCAACAACGCUGGUUCCGACAAGGCCAAUGUGGCGGGUGUUGCUGCCGUGGCGGCCGCUGCUCUCUACCUGCUGUAG